Molecule: messenger RNA, 746 nt
Organism: Populus nigra (black poplar)
Lineage: Eukaryota; Viridiplantae; Streptophyta; Magnoliopsida; Malpighiales; Salicaceae
Product: probable histone H2A.5
Exons: 2
Coding region: 103-540 (145 amino acids)
Cellular component (GO): nucleosome
Molecular function (GO): protein heterodimerization activity; DNA binding; structural constituent of chromatin
Source: RefSeq, a predicted model, not a curated record
ACCUGUCAAAUCCCGCUCUCUCUGAAUUUUCAUUUCCCUCUAAAAAAACGCAAUCACCUUCAACAAAUCUUAAGAUCUUUUGGUUAUUGAAUCUGUGUAACAAUGGAGGCAACGACAAAGGCAACGAAAGGUGCAGGAGGAAGGAGAGGAGGAGAACGAAAGAAGUCAGUUUCGAAGUCAACUAAAGCUGGUCUUCAGUUCCCUGUGGGUCGUAUCGCUAGGUUCUUGAAGAAAGGUCGUUACGCUCAACGUGUUGGUUCUGGUGCUCCUAUUUACAUGGCUGCUGUUCUUGAAUAUCUCGCUGCUGAGGUGUUGGAAUUGGCCGGAAACGCAGCAAGAGACAACAAGAAAAACAGAAUAAACCCAAGACACGUCUUGUUGGCUAUAAGAAACGAUGAAGAACUGGGAAAAUUGCUGCAGGGCGUUACAAUCGCAAGCGGAGGAGUGUUGCCUAACAUUAACCCAGUUCUUUUACCCAAGAAAAGUGCAAGCAGUGAGAAAUCUUCUGGAUCCGAGCCCAAAUCUCCUAAAAAGGCCUAAGCCAUUGGCUCUUUGUUUUUAUUUUGUUGUAAAAAAAGUCUAGGAGGUAUCGUCCAAUGUAGUAGGAAUUUAGAUACGCAGUUUAGAUUUUGUUUUAAGGAAAUAGUUGUCUUAUGUUUUGCACAAAAAAUGGUUGUAGCUCUCUCAUGUUGAUCGAUCUAUAAUGGAAAGCAAGCUGCUGCUUGUUUUGUUACCUUUCUGCUAAA